Aspergillus heteromorphus CBS 117.55 is the source of this 1708-nucleotide messenger RNA. Its product is annotated as NEDD8-activating protein UBA3. Gene Ontology annotation, molecular function: NEDD8 activating enzyme activity. The record is from RefSeq and is a predicted model, not a curated record. The coding region runs from base 229 to 1494 and encodes 421 amino acids. The transcript has 6 exons. Lineage: Eukaryota; Fungi; Ascomycota; Eurotiomycetes; Eurotiales; Aspergillaceae. Gene Ontology annotation, biological process: protein neddylation. Gene Ontology annotation, cellular component: cytoplasm; nucleus.
CUUCGUCCCCUCGUCAUUCCCCUCCCCUCGGUGGUCCUUGCACUCACCAGCUCUGUUUUGGGUACUGCAUUCGGCUGUGUUUGGUACUUUUUCCAUCCAACAUAUACCCCCAUCAAUUUAUUGUUUUCUAAUAAGGCACGAGAAACACUUGCCUAAACGGACUGCGAUCUAGAGCGACGGCGAUUGGGUGUUUAUUGUCGCGCUGGACUAGAGAGGAUAUCCACCACAAUGGCAUCCCCAGACGUACCUCCUCGAUGGACACAUCUAUACAAGGUCUUGACCAAGUCGGGUCCUUUUAGCGACGAGGACUGGGUUCCUGGACCGGAGACAAUUACUUCUCUGGAAUCAUCCAAAAUUCUGGUUAUAGGGGCUGGUGGCUUAGGAUGCGAGAUUCUCAAAAAUCUUGCCCUGUCAGGCUUUAAGGACAUCCAUGUCAUUGACAUGGAUACGAUCGAUAUCUCCAACCUAAACCGACAGUUCUUGUUCCGCCAAGCCGAUAUAGGCAAGCCUAAGGCAGAGGUUGCCGCCGCAUUUGUAGAACGUCGGGUGAAAGGAGUCAAGAUCACGCCGUUCGUAGGCAAGAUCCAGGACAAGGAUGAGGAUUACUACAUGCAGUUUAAAAUCAUCGUUUGUGGCCUUGACAGUAUCGAAGCCAGGCGAUGGAUCAACUCCACGCUAGUGGGGAUGGUCGAUUUUGAGGAUCCGGAAAGCUUGAAGCCGCUCAUCGAUGGAGGAACGGAAGGUUUCAAGGGCCAGGCACGUGUGAUCCUACCCUCGCUUUCCUCUUGCAUUGAGUGUCAGCUCGAUAUGCACGCACCCCGACCUGCAGUCCCUCUCUGCACCAUCGCAACCAUCCCGCGUCAACCUCAACACUGCAUCGAAUGGGCCCAUCAGAUCGCCUGGCAGGAACAGCGCAAAGAUGACUCCUUCGACAGUGACGACCUGGAACAUAUCGGAUGGGUGUACAGCGCUGCCCUCGAGCGGGCGAAGCAAUUCCAGAUCCCCGGAAUCACCUUCCAGAUGACCCAGGGCGUGGUGAAGAACAUUAUCCCCGCUAUUGCCUCAACCAACGCAGUUAUCGCAGCUGCUACGACGUCCGAGGCGUUGAAGAUCGCCACCUCGUGCAACCCCUAUCUCGAAAACUACAUGAUGUACGCGGGCGAGGAGGGUGUCUACACAUACACCUUCGAGGCGGAGAAGAAACCGGAUUGUCCGGUGUGUGGGAACCUCGCGCGGAAGUUGACAGUGGAUCCGAACAUGACGCUGGAAGUGUUCAUCGAGACACUUGGAGAACGGCCCGAGGCGCAGCUGAAGAAGCCCAGUAUGAGAACGGAGGAGAAAACGCUCUACCAGCGGUUCCCGCCUCAGUUGGAGGAGCAGACCCGGCACAAUCUGAAGCUGAAGCUAAAAGAGCUGAUCGAGGAUGGCCAGGAAAUCGCAGUCAGUGACCCGGCGUAUACCAUCGAUUUCCGCUUCCGACUGUCAUUCCAAUGAAGACAAAGCAGUCCUCUCCAAGAUGAACGGACAUGCGCCUACGCUACGAAGAAUACACGAUUCUCUGAUGAUCAUAUUUGAAGACCUAGGAAGUCAAAUCUGCUUUUUCUAUCCCUCAAGGAUCCCAGUCCAGACUCCCAGCAAUUGUAAAGAAGGUUGUCACCGACUUUUUCGUAAAUGUACAAAAUCAACAACAAGACAAGCACAAUCCAAC